AUGGCGGACUUAGCCUUCUUUGAGGGCAGCACCCCCUCAGACGAAGAUCAUCGAGAUGAGUUUCUGCCGAGUUCGAGUGGUCUUUCCCCGGAGGACAAACCGAGCCCGGGCCCGAGAUCCUUCGACCUGGAGAUAGGCCAAGAAUCUGAGGAAGGCCUCGAGUUUUGCCCCUGGAGACUCAUCCGAGCAUAUCCACAAAAAUACCUCUCAGAACACCAAAGAGAAGUCGCUUCAUUCUUCGACUUGAAACUGAUGAAGGAACGCGCCUGGGACUUUUUCUUUUUGUUGGAUCCCAACAAGAAUAACAGAGAUCCUAUAUUAUUCGUACCCACAUUCCAGUUCCAGAAAUUCCUGGAUUAUGCCAACUCUCGAAGGAGUUGGUCCCUCUCUAUCCCACAAGGCGAGCACCGGGCAAAGUUUUACCUCACUUUUGGCGAGUUCGAUGAAUCGCGUCCGCGCUUCUUAGGUCGCGUGGAUAGUAUGGCAGAAGUCGACUCAUUGAACCCAAUGAUCAAAAGGCUUCCUAUCCAUUCUUCUAAGAGCCAGAGUGCUAUUGCUUUUGAACAGUAUAGAGACAAAGUGGAUAGUAUAUAUACUUCCAUCAAGCCACACAAUAAGAAGAACAAAGAUUCUGAGGCGCAUCGGACGAGGAGAGCAAUGCGACAGAAGGGCUACGGGCGAAUGGUCAAGCGUACACAGAAAUACCUCGGGCUUCGUGACAACGUUGCUGACCAAACCAAUCCCAGUCAGCAUUAUUCAACUUACCAGAAUUCGGAUUUGGACGGACCAACACUUUCUCAGGGAAACUUGGUUGCGGAUUGGAGCGUGGAUAUGCUGGUCCCUUUCAAGGUGAAGAAUUCCGUACGGUUUAUCUGCGUUGAUAUUGAGGCAUGGGAGGAUUCGCCAAACAUCAUUACAGAAGUGGGACUGGCCGUCCUCGACACGGAAGACAUCAUGGAUAUUCCACCUGGUGAAGGCGGACACAACUGGUUCUCUUCGAUGAAGUCGUACCAUUUCCGCAUUAAAGAACAUGCCCACAAUAUUAACCAUAAGCAUCUUGAAGGAUGCCCUGACAAUUUUAAUUUCGGGUACGGUUUCUCCGCCGAUCCAGUCCAGAGAUUCGAACUGACAUUUUCUAGCAAUUCCCAGUUCGUCAGUAUUGGUGAAAUCAACAGAGAGAUCGGAGCUGUCAUCGGAGACCAUUCGUCUGAGGAUCGAAGGCCGGUAAUCAUGGUUGGGCAUGACCUUAGUCAUGAUCUAAGAUACCUCAGGAAACUGGGGUAUAAUAUAUGGCGGGUGCCACAGUUCUCGGAUGAAAUAGAUACGCAAUCUAUGUUCAAGAGCCUAGAAAGAGAGAGAAAUGGCCGUGGCCUGGCGUCAGUCUGCAGUGAGUUGGGGAUCCAGGGAUAUCAUUUUCAUAAUGCAGGGAAUGAUGCAGCCUAUACAUUGCGUGCUAUGGUUGCCAUGGCAGUCCGACAGAUGAAUGAGAAGUGUGGGAGGAUACAUCACCGAAACGAAGAACGCGAUGAAGACUGGAGCGAAGGUGAAAAGGACGAUGGAGGUCUCCCCCAGAAGUCACCCGAGCAGGUUUAG
Hypoxylon fragiforme is the source of this 1593-nucleotide messenger RNA. RefSeq lists its product as uncharacterized. The transcript is spliced from 5 exons. Gene Ontology annotation, cellular component: nucleus. NCBI's taxonomy places the organism in Eukaryota, Fungi, Ascomycota, Sordariomycetes, Xylariales, Hypoxylaceae. Gene Ontology annotation, molecular function: nucleic acid binding. Bases 1 to 1593 code for a protein of 530 amino acids. The record is from RefSeq and is a predicted model, not a curated record.